Messenger RNA from Brassica napus (rape), 3560 nucleotides. RefSeq names its product G-type lectin S-receptor-like serine/threonine-protein kinase RKS1. Lineage: Eukaryota; Viridiplantae; Streptophyta; Magnoliopsida; Brassicales; Brassicaceae. Gene Ontology annotation, biological process: protein phosphorylation; recognition of pollen. The record is from RefSeq and is a predicted model, not a curated record. The transcript is spliced from 7 exons. The coding region runs from base 1079 to 3559 and encodes 826 amino acids. Gene Ontology annotation, molecular function: ATP binding; protein serine/threonine kinase activity.
AUUUCGGUUCGGAUUCGGUACUACUUUUUCGGGUCGGGUUUGGUUCGGUUCUUCGGAUUUUUUGCCCAAGCCUAAGCCAGCCUUGUAUCUGUGCUUGGUUUCUUCUGCUAUGAUCAGAUUCGCUGGCCAAGUAAACAUUGGAGUUUAUGUAGGCAAUGAUUUUAGCAGAUUCUAUAUAUUGUUGCCAAUGGUUUCGAGAGAGUGUAUCUCUAACGAGUGGAGGUGAAACGAAUCAAUUGUUUAGAUGAUUGAUUAUGUGCAAGCUGAUUUUGGUUUACUACUACUUCAAUAAUCUGAGAGCUUUCCAAGCUCAACUGUGAAAUCUGAAAACGCAAAAGUAGAUCCACAGUAACCUUUCUAGAGCAUAUUGCUGUACUUUUCUAGAUGUCUUUGGAGGAUUAGCCCUUGAUCAAAAUAUGAAGAAGUUUAUAUUUACUUUCUUUUAGCUUACAUCUCUAACUUUGAGUUUUGUUUUGUAAGUUUUAAUCAUUGAGAAAUUUGUUUAUAAAAACAGGUUUCAAAUAUCAGAAAUAUGAUAGUGUCGUGCUGGUACAUUAGUAUAUACUCCUUCUGUUUUAUAAUAUAAGAUUUUUUGCUUGAAUUCACAAAGAUUAAGAAACUUACUUUUUAAAAGAUAAAAUUAUUAAAUAAUAUAAAUUAAAUAUAAAUUAACCAAUCAUAAAUAAUGUAGUGAAAGGUUAUUGGUUAACCAAUUUUCAAUAAAAUUAAAAAUAUCAAAAACAUCUUAUAUUUUGAAACAUCAAAACUUCUCCAAAACAUUUUUUAUCAUGGAAAACGAAGGGAGUAUUUAUUAUCGUAGGUAAAGGUGGCCUGAUUAUUUAGUAUUUAGUGAAGCAUUAUCAUUGAUGGACUUGACUUGACUAUUACUUGUGCCCUGUUACUUCGUCUAAUGUUCCAAGUCACAUGACUCUUCUCGUCAAUGAUCGAUGUUAACUGCUCCAAAAAAGACAGAGAAGACCACUAAGAUUCAAGUUUGUUAUUUCAGGUGUGACCCACUUGGCUUUCAAUAUAGACUCACAUCAUUUGCUCGUACCCUUGUUCUGAAACAAACACUGAAAUGAAGAUCGCCUUCUUCAAUUUUUUCUUCUUUUUCUGCCUCCUCCAGUCUUGUACCUGCGACGAUACGAUCAUGAGAACACGGUCCAUGAGAGAUGGUGAUGUUAUAUUCUCAGAAGGGAAGAGAUUUGCAUUUGGAUUCUUCAGCCUUGGAGUGUCAAAUCUCCGUUAUGUCGGGAUUUGGUAUGCUCAAGUCUCUGAGCAGACUGUUGUAUGGGUUGCUAACAGAGACAGUCCCAUGAACGACACGUCUGGGGUGAUAAGGUUCAGCAGCAGUGGGAACCUCUGCAUCUAUGCAUCAGUCAACACAACAGAACCUCUCUGGUCGACUAAUGUUACGGAGAGUAUCCCGGAACCAACUCUAGUUGCGAGACUCUCUGCUCUAGGGAACCUUGUUCUGCUUGAUUCAGUUACAGGGAAAGGUUACUGGGAGAGCUUUGAUCAUCCGACUGACUCUUCUCUUCCGUUUAUGAGGCUGGGUUUCACACGAAAAGACGGUUUGGAUCGCGUUCUGACGUCUUGGAAAUCUCCUGGUGACCCUGCUUCUGGAACUUUCUCAUUACGGAUAAAUCGCACGGGGUUCCCGCAGCUGAUUCUGUACAAAGGUCUGACCCCAUGGUGGCGUACGGGAUCCUGGACCGGGUUGAGAUGGAGCGGUGUUGUCUUCCAAAUCUUGUUUGUUAAUAAUCAGGACGAAGUAUCGAUGACUAACCGCGUGAUGGAUGCUUCAGUCAUAACAAGAAUGAUGGUGAACGAGACAGGAAAGGUGCAACGUCUCACAUGGAGCGCAGGGGAGAAGAGAUGGAAUGUGUUCUGGUCAAUUCCCAAAGAGGAAUGCGACAAUUAUGCACACCGUGGCCUUAACGGUUACUGCCGUCCCACAAGUUCAGAAGCGUGCACAUGCCUACCUGGUUUUGAGCCAAAGAUGCCUCGGGAUUGGUUAUUGAGGGACUACACGGGCGGGUGUUCGAGGAGAAACAAAACUUCACUAUGCCGUGAGAAAGAAGGCUUUGUGAAGUUCACGCACGCGAAGAUUCCCGACACAUCAGUUGCACGUGUGGAUAUGAACAUAACAUUGAAGGAGUGUAAACAGAGGUGCUUACGGAACUGCUCUUGCCUCGCUUACGCAAGCGCUUACCACGAGGGUGUGGGAGGAGAAAAAGGGUGCUUGACAUGGCACGGUGAUAUGUUGGAUACAAGGUCACUCUUGAAUUCUGGACAAGACUUCUACAUACGUGUAGACAGGGAAGAGUUAGAGCGGUGGAACAAAAAUGGCUCAUUAGGGAAGAGGAGAGCCAUUAUCAUUGUCAUCAGUUUGAUUGCAGCCUUGAUGUUACUAGCUGUCAUUUCGUUCUGUUUCGUAAGGAAGCGACGAAAGUCGAACAGGGAUAGAAGAUCCUCAACAACCUUACCUCCAGGUUCUUUUGAUAUUAGUGACACAUUCAGAUUUGAAGAGGAUCAGGGGGGGAGAGAAUGGGAGUUACCUCUCUUUGAGCUUAACACGAUCGCUACAGCGACUAACAAUUUCGAUUUCCGUAACAAACUUGGAGAAGGUGGUUUCGGAUCCGUUUAUAAGGGCGUGUUAGAAAACGGUAUGGAGAUAGCAGUGAAGAGGUUGUCGAAAAACUCAGGCCAAGGAAUGGAAGCGUUCAAGAACGAGGUCAAGCUGAUAUCAAAGUUGCAGCAUCGAAACCUCGUGAGGAUGUUAGGAUGUUGCGUUGAAUCAGAAGAGAAGAUGUUGGUAUACGAGUAUUUACCAAACAAGAGCCUAGACUAUUUCAUAUUCCAUGAAGAGCAGAGAGUGGAGUUGGAUUGGCCAAAACGGAUGGAGAUAAUAUGCGGGAUUGCUCGCGGAAUCUUGUAUCUACAUCAAGAUUCAAGACUGAGGAUCAUCCACAGAGACCUCAAGGCCAGCAAUGUACUACUUGACAACGAAAUGAUCCCCAAGAUUGCUGAUUUUGGCAUGGCUAGAAUCUUUGGGGGAAAACAAAUCAGAGGAAGCACAAAUCGGGUCGUCGGAACAUAUGGAUAUAUGUCACCUGAGUAUGCAAUGGAGGGUCAUUUCUCCGUUAAAUCCGACGUCUACAGCUUCGGAGUAUUGAUCUUAGAGAUCAUAACAGGGAAGAAAAACAGUGCUUUCCACAAGGAAUCUUUGAACCUAGUUGGACAAAUAUGGGAUCUAUGGAACAAAGGUGAAGCAACAGCUGUCAUAGACAAACUAAUGAAUCAAGAUAUUAAUGAUGAGAGCGAAGUGAUGAAGUGCGUACACAUUGGGUUGCUUUGCGUGCAAGAAAACGCUUCGGAUAGACCAGACAUGCCCUCAGUUGUGUCCAUGUUUGGUCAUAACGCCAAUGACUUUCCGCCUCCUAAGCAUCCUGCGUUUACGUCGGGAAGGAAGCCACACGUCAAGAAUGACGACCUCAGUGGAGAAAACAGCACUUCUGUUAAUGACGUUACUCUCACCGAUGUUUAUGGCCGUUGAA